This is a messenger RNA of Oncorhynchus nerka (sockeye salmon), 1128 nucleotides long. RefSeq lists its product as uncharacterized. Lineage: Eukaryota; Metazoa; Chordata; Actinopteri; Salmoniformes; Salmonidae. The coding region runs from base 1 to 960 and encodes 319 amino acids. The transcript has 4 exons. The record is from RefSeq and is a predicted model, not a curated record.
AUGGGCCACUUCAAGGUCUAUGUCCAACUCAGGGACACAGCAACAGCUGUAGAGCCUCCUAAUCCAUCGCCACAGUGCGCCCAGCCACAGUGCGCCCAGCCACAGUACAAGCGUCAAAAGCUCACAGGCUGUGGGGUGUACAAGACAGUCCGGAGGGUGCUUGACAUGGACGGCUGGUAUUAUAUGGGGACAGAGUAUUCUUACAGAGGCUGGUAUUAUAUGGGGACAGAGUACCUGGAGUGCCGCCUCUGUAAGAAGCUACUAGCAGGAUGGUCGCUGGAGGUCUUGAACCAGCUGGACACAAGUGGUCAGGCUGAGAGAGAGGACACUGGGGAACAGUGUGACCAGGCUGUACAACCAGCUGAGGGAGCAGCACAGCCUGACCUGGAUGAGUCGGACCCUGUACUGACCCUGUACUACCGGUCUGUCUGUGACCACUUUGUAGUCCCAGGUGCUGCACCACUGAGGGUAACACCUCCUCCUCCCUUUUUGGAUGUGCCCUCAGCCCAGUGGCUGCUGACUGUCCACGGCUACGACGUUCUGUUCCAGCUAGAGGACUUCAAGGCCAGAGUCACCUCCAUCUUUGGGUCCAUCCUGAAGAUGGAUUCAACCAAGAAGGUGACCAAGAAACUAGCUGGGACAGCAGCGUGGGCCACAAAUGUUGUCAAUGAGUACGGCCAGGUGCUCAUUACGGUCCUCACUGACAGUGAAGGGGAGGGUCUGCUCGACAGGGCAGCUGGCCUCCAGCAGCGCUACAGUAGAUCUGGAGUGGCACCUCCCAAGCUGCUCUCUGUCGACCGGGACUGCUGCACCCUGAUGGGAAAGGGGAAGACGGCAGCCAUGUUCAGCCAGUGGGAUGAGCUCAUCGUCCGGCUGGAUGUGUGGCACCUCAUCCGUCGUUUUGCUCGGGGAGUGACCACAGAGAGCUCGGGGAAUGACCACAGAGAGCUCGGGGAGUGACCACAGAGAGCUCGGGGAGUGACCACAGAGAGCUCGGGGAGUGACCACAGAGAGCCAUCCCCUGUAUGCUCUCUUUUUGUGGCGGCUCUCCUCCUGCAUGUUGGUGUGGUGUGCUGUGCAGAUGAUGUGGAGCACCUGCUGGAGGCCAAGCGAGGUGAGCUCAUGGAG